Messenger RNA from Nasonia vitripennis (jewel wasp), 4582 nucleotides. RefSeq names its product protein roadkill (gene rdx). Gene Ontology annotation, cellular component: cytoplasm; nucleus. The transcript has 8 exons. NCBI's taxonomy places the organism in Eukaryota, Metazoa, Arthropoda, Insecta, Hymenoptera, Pteromalidae. Bases 649 to 1962 code for a protein of 437 amino acids. The record is from RefSeq and is a predicted model, not a curated record. Gene Ontology annotation, biological process: proteasome-mediated ubiquitin-dependent protein catabolic process; regulation of proteolysis. Gene Ontology annotation, molecular function: ubiquitin protein ligase binding.
GCCAGGCCGAGCGUUGGCGGAGUGACUGCAGCGCUGCGAACGCCAGUCGAGCCAGCAGCAGCGCCGAGGACGGAGCUGGCGCCCGUCGCGUGUGCUUAGCUUUUUUCCUCGCUUUUUUCGGCCCUUUCUCUCUCUCUCUCUCUCUCUCUCUAUCUCUCUCUCUCUAUCUAUCUCUCACUUUCUCACCAUUUCCAUCUUCCUCAGUGUCCUGUGUUUCUCCGCCACGAGUCUUUUGUUGUUAACGCGAUCACACACACCACACACACACACACACACACGCAAACCCGCGUCGAGUGUGCAGCAGCAGAUACAGUGUGUUUCGGAGCAGCGCUAUAGCGCAGUGUGUUGCGCGUGAGGGAGAGAAGGAAUCGGAGAAGAGAAUAAAAUUGAUACACAGUGCCUCGAGCGGAAUUGGUUUUCUGGUUCGAAAUUAAUGACAAGUGGUGGGCAGCGUCAGCGGCGGUGGCAACGGCAACGACUACGGCACACAUACUGAAGCGUCGAUGUUAUACAGCAGCAGCCGCAUCGAGGCUGUUGAAACUCGUCGAAUCGAAGCCAGCUCCUCGGCGAGCUGUGUCGAGCAUGUGUGAGAUGACUACGACGUUAUGACAGGCUCACCUUGUUACGGCCGUGAGAAAAAACGUGCGCAUGUGUUUAGUGGCUUAUAAUACUAUUAGCGUCAAGGCCUGCUACGCAAAUCUUAAAACACAGUCGACGCCCCCCGUUGGAUUGUACCAUAACAGGAUGGCGCUCGCGCGACUUUCCGUAAGCGACUGUGCGCCCCAGACGUCGCGGGUGAGCUCGAAUUUGCACAGCAGCAGUAGCAUGGCGGUGAGCCGCGUGCCGAGCCCCCCGCCGCCGGAAGUCAACACUCCCGUAGCCGAGAACUGGUGUUACACACAGGUGAAGGUGGUCAAAUUCAGCUACAUGUGGACGAUAAAUAACUUCAGCUUCUGCCGCGAGGAGAUGGGAGAAGUCCUCAAGUCGUCGACCUUUUCAGCGGGAGCUAACGACAAACUCAAAUGGUGCCUACGAGUCAAUCCAAAAGGCUUGGACGAGGAAAGCAAAGACUACCUGUCUCUCUACCUACUUCUCGUGUCCUGCAACAAAUCAGAAGUUCGGGCUAAAUUCAAAUUUUCAAUCCUUAAUGCCAAAAGAGAAGAAACCAAAGCGAUGGAAAGCCAACGAGCGUACAGGUUUGUUCAGGGAAAAGACUGGGGCUUCAAAAAGUUCAUUAGGAGAGAUUUCCUCUUGGACGAAGCGAACGGUCUGCUGCCAGAUGACAAACUCACGAUAUUCUGUGAGGUAUAUACCUUUGUUAGCGUCGUCGCCGACAGCGUCAACAUCUCUGGACAGAGUAACACGAUACAAUUUAAGGUACCCGAAUGCCGACUACCCGACGAUCUUGGGCUCCUCUUCGAAAACCAAAAAUUUAGCGACGUCACGCUCUCCGUUUGCGGCAAGGAGUUUGAGGCGCACAAGGCGAUACUGGCCGCGCGAAGCCCAGUGUUUUCGGCCAUGUUCGAACACGAAAUGGAGGAGAGAAAGCAGAACAGAGUCGACAUCACCGAUGUUGACCAAGAUGUAUUUAGGGAAAUGCUACGGUUUAUAUACACCGGUAAAUCCCCAAAUCUCGAAAAAAUGGCGGAUGACUUGUUAGCUGCUGCGGACAAAUAUGCACUUGAGAGGCUCAAGGUCAUGUGUGAGGAAGCACUUUGCACAAGCUUAGCCAUCGACAAUGCGGCAGAUAUUCUUAUUCUUGCCGAUCUUCACAGUGCAGAUCAGCUCAAAGCGCAAGCCAUAGAUUUUAUCAAUACGCACGCAACAGACGUCAUGGAAACUCCAGGAUUCAAAUCAAUGGUGACUUCGCAUCCAAAUCUUAUCGCAGAGGCUUUUCGGGCACUCGCGACCCAACAAGUACCGCCUAUCGGUCCGCCACGGAAACGAGUUAAACAGAGCUGAAAGCAGUCACCUCUAACACCGGGUACAACAACAACAUCGCCCCCGCCUCUAUUACAUCCUUCUUGACUUUUGUGUACAGUGAGAAAAGAGUAGUGCUAAAUAAAUGUUUCCUGGUGCGCCAGCCUCUGGCCCACUCGAAAAGAAAACACAAAUUAUCGGAGAUACGGAUAAAGACAAUUGAAUGGAGGGAAGUAGAGAGAAAGAGAAAAAGUCAUGCAAAGUGAAAUUGAAGGCCAGUAGGUAUGACGCGGGCGCACCUUUGGCAAACAGCUGUGUUCAAGUGUGAGACAGAGGGAAGGAUAGUGUGGGGGGAUGGGAGUAAGAUAACGGAAGAAGGAGAAAGAUGUGUCAGUGGCGAUGAAAGACUAUUGAUAAAGCAGCAUCGUGUAGCUAAAAACAACACAGAGACGUUCAUCCUUGUAUCUAUCUGUUUGUUCUACAACAGCGAAAGGUGAUCAGAAAAUUGAUGACACACCAAGCUGGCCACUCACAACAUCAACGUUUAUCUCUCCUUCGAUGGGAGCUAUCCUUCUUCGCUAGCGCCUCGCACACACCUCCAUCGCCGAUGCGACGUUUCGACAAACAAGGAAAGCUACUACGUUUUAUAGUUUCAAAAGCUGCGUGUGAUGGCUUUUUCUUUUUGCUCGAGACCUACAGAACGGAUAUUUAUUCCGCCCUUUGCUUCCGUAUUGAGAGGAUGGCACGUUCAUGAGCAAGAGCUAGCCAACAGAGGACCAAUACGAUCUAAACUCACUACGUUGCCACGAAACAACACAGAUGAUGUGAUAGGCGUCGGCCAGACGAUUAACAAUUUUGUUCCUUUGUCAGCGGAUCAAACGAUACCUCCCGUUUAAAAGCCUCUUAUCUGGGCUCGGAGCCUCGGUGAAGGUUCCAUCGGGAGGCUCUAGACACUUUGUUUAUUACCGGAUAGUAAUUUUUAAUUGUAAAUCAUCAAACUCUUCCAGAAUGGAGUAAAUGAUUCUAGUUAGCAUUUUAUAUGAUCUCUUUCUCUCAAUAUGUACGAUUAUUAUUACUAUUAAUGCUAUUUGCAACCUGUGCCCUGUAUUUUUGUAUAUUUUUUGUCUGCAGUUAUGUCUACUCUUUACCCUUUCGCUUGUUUCUUUUACAAUGUCAAAGGUUUAGAUGUAAAUUAUCGGUAUUUAAAUACAUCGGGCACUCUGAUUUUUCUUUCUUUAUAUUUUAACGUGAUUAAUUUCAUCGAAUCGGUAGGCAAAUUUUUUAUCCGAAUUUCUUUUCCGAUUAAAAAUUUUACGGUUGUCCAUAAUUUAACGACAUAUUAUGUACGUUGCUUUUACAUUGUAAAAAAUCUUGUAUAUUCAACCGUAGUUGUUGAGUUUAUUGGCAAAUAUAUGGUUAAUUUGAAUCGAGAAAUCGAGGAAAAAUUGACACUGGCGUUUAUUAGAUGUAAAGAGGCAAAUAUUUCAAAAAUGCUAGAUAAAAUGUAUAGUAAGCGUAGUCAAUUAUAGUAAGAACUAUUCAUCGUUUUCCGUAAUUAACUGUUAAAGAUCGAAAGAAAAUAAAAAAAUCAUGCCGCUCGAGCUGAAUUAUGGGCAACCAGAGACAACAAUAAUCAUCGUUUAGUACUAUACUGGCUUCCUGAUCCUCCAACUUAGUUUUUAUCAAAGUUCUUGAAUCUAAUAUCCUAAUACUACACUAAUGACGACGAUAAUGAAUAUUCAUGCCAUACAUGUUCUGUGAUAAGUCCAUUGUAACAAUUGCAACUGUAUCUUUACUCCUGCUCUUGAAACUUAACGCCACGUCCUAAUUAGUCGAUCCUGGCAGCCAGUGAAAAUAUCCAUUAAGUAUCGACCUCUGUCGGACGGCCCCAUAAAAUAGAAGUCGUUGAAGUCUCUGAUGUACAUAAUAUCUAUAUUUUGUAAGAAUCAACACAGCUUAAGCACAAUAUGCAAUUGAUUGAUAACUCUUAAUUUUACCAUAUCGAUUAUUUUCCAAAUCGCAUGUUCCUUCUUCUAAAAGACUAACGUUUUUUAGUUUGCGCAAUGUGAUAGUUAAAUUUUCGACUUAGUAAUCGCUACGUGUGUAACUAUAAGAGUUCUGCAAAUUAAGAUUGAGUCUUGCAUAAAGCGUCCAUGUAUAUGAAUUUACGUUUAUUAAACUGAAGUUUGUUGAAAACAAAAAUGCUUAGGAACGUGCGUAUAUAUAAUUUGAAUUUUCAUUUAUUUGUAUGAUAAUUAUAUAUUCUGGGACUGUCCGACAAAUAAUGAAAAAUUUUGUAAUAAUCAACGAUCUUCUUAAAUGGUAAUAUUGUUCGAAUGAAAGUUAUUGUUUAAUGACACCGAUCUGCAGCAAGAAUAUAUGAGCGUAUGACUGGAUAAUUUGAUAAACUAAGUACAAGUAAGACAAAUGUUACCUCAUCAUGGAAAUCAGUACUAGUGAACUAUGGAUUGCCGAUGUUUCUUUGUCCAAUGCACUUCCAUGUUUAUGUUGCAUUUAACUUUGAAGCCUUUUGUUAAGAACAUUACGACAACGGCAGUCCCUGGUGCAAAGCACUGCUCAUCAGAACCAGCUCAUACAUUCAUUUUUCCAUUAUUUUAAGUCAUUGCACCACAUCAAAUAAAUUACAUUUUCAUUAUAAAAA